AUGUCUACUUUAAUUUUUCUACUCUGUUUAAUACCUAAUGUUAUUUCUCAAAUCAUUCCGAGUCAUCUUAAUUCGGCAAGUAAUCAAUUGCGUCAACAAAAACAUUACACAUCUAUAUCAAUGGACAACUAUGUCGAAUACAAUAUUACACCUGACCAAAUGCUUGAAAGAAUAUCUUCGUCAUUUUCCAGUAAUACAACAAAUGUAUGUGAACAAGAUUUUGAAAUAAUUCUUCAAGGAGUAUUAAAACGUGAUAUGUGGGCGAUGAAAAUAUUCGAUGCAUGGGGUAAACCAUUACCAUCUGGUAUACUUUCAGGACAUGUUCAUUGGAUGGGUAACUAUGAUGAAUGUUUACAACAGAUGUAUUUACCUACGAAUAAAUCAUUUGUAUCACAACCAAUUAAUACACAAUAUUGUACACUUUUACCAAAACCACCUCUUAGUAUUACACUUGGUCUUUGUGUUCCAUCAUCAUGCAAUCAAAAAUCGGUUGCUUCUUUAAUCGAGAUAUUAUUCAAAAACAGUAGUAUCACAGAAAAUGAUCUCAUAUGCUCAAAUGAUCCUCCAUAUGGUCAAAAAGGUUUAGCUCGUGGUGCAAUAAUAACAUGUAUUAUUCUCUCACUAUUGGUUUUAAUCGUUUUAUCAGGGACAAUUGUUGAUAUUAUUCUUAGUUUACAACAUCAAUCAAUUGAUAAUAAUAUAACUUCACAUAUUAAUGGAUAUAAUCAUUUCUCAGAUACUGAAAUAUCUGAAUUUAAAUUGAUUCAAGUACCACAAAAUUCAACAUCUCGUAUAAUAUUUUUAGCUGAAUUUUCAGCGAUAAGAACAUUACGUCGAAUAUUUACAAUGAAAAUAAAAAAUAAUGAUGAUUCAUUUCUAUUUAUUAAUGGUAUUCGAGUAUUAUCUUUAUGUUGGGUAAUUAUUGGUCAUUCAAUUGCAUUUGGUUUAUCUUAUACAAAUAAUAUUGUCGAUGUUAUUGUUUGGACUCGUAAUAUAGCUUUUCAAUUAAUUAUAAAUGCAACUCUUAGUGUUGAUACAUUUUUUGUAUUAAGUGGAUUUUUAACAGCAGUUUUAUUCGUUCGACAAAUUCAAAAAGAGAAAAAACUUUCAUUUCGUCUUCUUAUUCUUUAUUAUAUACAUCGAUAUAUUCGAUUAACACCAGCAUUACUACUAAUGAUAUUAGUUAGCAUUAAUUUAACACCGUAUUUUGGUCAAGGACCAGUCUAUCCAACUCAAAAAGGAUUUGAAUCAGAUGAUUGUCGUUAUGUACAUUGGUGGACAUCUAUUCUUUAUAUUGGUAAUUUUAUUAAUUCACAUGAAAUGUGUUUGGGUAUAACAUGGUAUCUUCAUAAUGAUAUGCAAUUUCAUUGGAUUGCACCAUUAGCUCUAAUUCCAUUUGUACUUGGACGAAAAUCAAUAUCUUUUAUAAUUGCAACUCUUUUUGUUCUUAUUGGAAUUGGAUCCAUUUUAGGUAUUCUUCUUUAUUAUCCAAACAUGUCAGUUGAUGUUUUAGAAGCAUUUGUUGAUAAACCUGGUCCUACUUUUUAUAAAAAUAUUUACAUUACACCUUGGUGUCGUAUAUCUGCAUAUGCAGUUGGUCUUAUAACUGGUUUUAUUGUGAUCAAUGUUGGACGAGAAUACCGUCUUAAUAAAACGGCUAAAAUCUUUGGAACUAUAUUAAUUAUUAUUCUUACUAUAAUUUGUUUAUUUGCAACUUAUCCAGAUUAUAUUCUUGCAUCAGGACUUAAUCGAUCAAUAGUCGUUGCAUAUCAAUCACUUUCAAGAACAUUUUGGGCUAUUGUUAUUGGAUGGAUUCUAUUUUUAUGUAGUACGCAUCAAGGAGGAAUAGUGAAUAAGUUUCUUUCAUGGCCUAUAUGGGCUCCUUUAGCUCGACUUAAUUAUUCUUGUUAUUUAGUACAUUCUACUGUUCUUCAUACUAUGAUAUAUAGUCAAAGAAUGCCUUUCUUUUAUCAAGCACAUCUUGUUGUGAAUAAUUUUAUUUCUCAAAUCUUUUUUAGUUAUGUAGCAGCUAUUUUUGUUACAAUUUUUUUCGAAACUCCUUUUUUUCAGUUAGAAAAGAAAUUAUUCAAACGUUAA
Adineta steineri is the source of this 2097-nucleotide messenger RNA. The record is from the annotation of a GenBank genome assembly. NCBI's taxonomy places the organism in Eukaryota, Metazoa, Rotifera, Eurotatoria, Adinetida, Adinetidae.